Xyrichtys novacula (pearly razorfish) is the source of this 34991-nucleotide messenger RNA. The record is from the annotation of a GenBank genome assembly. NCBI's taxonomy places the organism in Eukaryota, Metazoa, Chordata, Actinopteri, Labriformes, Labridae.
UGUUUGAAAGAAAGAGCUUUAUUUCUUUAUUGUUGAUCAGUUAAUUAUAUAUUAAUCACUGAUGGAACAUAAACGUGUCAUAAAAGACAAAAAUAGGCCCAAGGAAGAACAGCCACAACAUCCGAUGCACAUGUGAGCUCUCAUGUGAUCCAAAGCUCUGCCCUAAACCACUUCCACAAAUGUAUCAGUAUUCAGCUUGAAGGACAUUUUAAGAUAUAUUUCACAUUCUUUUGAUCUUGUUCUUUUUCAUCAACUUAUCAUCAGCUGUGGAAAACAAUUUCAUAUCAUAAAUGUUGUUCUGCUUCAUUCAUCAUAAAACUGAAAACAAAAACAAACAGAUGAUAAAAUCUGCCUCUCAAGAUAAAUGGAGAUUAACAGUUUCUCACUUAGUGCCAAUGUCUUAUCAGAGUCUCGUUUUUAUCUCAAACACUGAGGAAACUAAGAUAAGUGAUGGAGUUAACAUUUGAACAUGGGUGACUCUUGAUAUGAAGCACAAAUGUAUUGUUCAUUCAAGCAGUUCAAUUUUGUCACAGAAAUGCUUGAAAUGGAAACAAAAAAAAUCUUUGUUAGUUACAACCUCUGGAAAAAAAACAUUCCCACUCAAACUGACAACCAGAAGGGACUGUAUGAUCUGCCGACAUCCCAUGGCUGAGGCUUGUUCUUACUUUAAAUGACCAGCAGAUGGCCUCUAGCUACCAUUAACACAGACUAGGAAAUACCUUUAACAAUGCACAUGAACUUAGUGCUGAUAUCCCUCCAACAAAAUCCACAACUUUCAGGUCGUUUGAGUAAAACAUGAACGAUUUACAUCAUCAAUGCAUCACAUGAUUCUCUAAUUCACCUGAGACAUGGAUGUUAGAUGCGAUCACUAAUGUCAAAAGUUAAUGGAAUAAUAACUGGUUGUUUAGUUUGAUUUUAUUCUCUAUGUACUUUAUUACCACCUACAGAUUGAUGACUUUUACAAAACAGUACACAAACAACGAUUUCAAAACUUUGGAUUCUUGGGUGAUAGACUUUAGUGUGAAUACAUUAACACUGAGAUGUUACCUCAGCUACCUCAUGCUUGUUGGAUGAUUGUCGGGUUGAGUUCAGGUACAGCAGAAGUUUGUAUUGUAUUCAUUUUUUCAACACUCAAAUGGAUGUCUUUAAGAUAAGUCAGCCUACGUACUCAAAGAACUGCAAGAAAACAUGUAAUAAUGUAAUACUCAACUCAUAAUGUCAUAAAUUGUUACAUUAUUACAUUAUGUGCAGUUAUUACGUUAUGCCCUCAUGAUUUUAUUAAAUCAUAUGCUGAUUAUUACAUUAUGAACUUUUAUAACAAUUUGAUCUACUACAGGCCCUAAAACUGCUCCUUUAAUAAAGAAAAACAACAACAAGAAAGAGGGAAUUACACAUGCAGCAGUUGAAUUGUUGUGUUUAAUUUCACUCAGUAAAAGCACAUAUAAAUAUGCAUUUAAAGGUUUGAUUCUUUACCUUGAUUUCUUUUUUUUCAGAAAUGGCUGUUUGUAAUAUAAUGUAGAUAAAGUUGGACUAUUUCUUGGAUUAUGCUCAGCUCAUUAUACCCUAACUGUUAAAGGUGAAACCUACUCAGACAUUUUAUGAAUUUGUGUGAAAUGAAAUGAUUCAACACUUGCAUUAAAAAAAAAACUCAAAAUAAAUGAGAUGACUACUUUCAAUCAAGUAAUCCCUGUCAAAUUGAAGAUAUUAUGGAUAAGUAAAGCAGACUACUAUUUUAAUUUAUAUAUAACCUGAAGGAAUAUAACCAUAACCACAAAGAACAACUAAAGCCCAAUGGGUAACACUUUAACAGUUUGGUUUGUUUGAAACACUAUCCAAUAAGUUUCACGUUGGAUGUCACGUAGAAAGAGAAAUUUCAUGAAGCCUGGCACAAGAGUUGAAUAAGGACGUAUUUUUUAUGGCUUUGCGUUACAGUUUAAAUUGGUCUGUAUGUAGCUAGGCGUAGGCUAUAACGCUGACCCAUGUUUGAUAUAAAUGAAGAGGUUGAUGUCAGCAGGCUCUCCUUCAAGCCCCAAAACUGGAGAAAUGAUUAUUCACACUGUGGAAAGGCCGGGAGCCUCCAGUUUGUAGUGUUGCAUUGGGAGGCUCGAUAACAUAACGGAAUGCUUCUCCGACCCCCUUCUCACCUCAUAUCAAUGCGGCGCAAUGCAGGCCGGGAAAUGAAGUCUUCGCGAAACAAAGAAUAGCCGUGCUCGCUACGCCCACCGAGCAUCUGCAGUUUCCAUUGAGAACUACCGGUACCGAGAUGCCCAGCUCGGGAUGGUUUCCGGUAAAUGUGUAAAAUGUUUGGACCGAGUGCUUGAAGAGGGGGAAAGUGUGAGGUGAGGAAAUGACCGGGCUGCUGUAUUUACACCGAUUUCAGUGCGGGAGGCGCAGGAGGGUGAGUCCGGAGAGAGUCCCUGUGAUGCCGGGGUCCUCGGAGAACAAAUCAGCCAGAGUUGGAAGAGCGGAUUUUAGCGUAGACAAUAACCGAAGUUGCGCUCAAACUUAGCCCCUUCAAAACACGCCGGUAUCACGAGCAGACUGCACGACUGGACUGCACCAUUGCGUUAAAAUUGCACCGUUUCGUCCAAUUCUGUUUGCCGUGGGAUGCAAGUAUUUUCGUUGCAUUUCCACUUGAAAUCUCUGCCACAGUUUCGCCACCUGCAACUCCAUUUUCCAUUGCACAGCCGUCCAUGCACAACAAAGGAUGGUGGGAUGUAGAUAGUGUGAGUCGAUUGUUGGAGUGGGAUGUCUCUGUCAGUGGGAUGCAGCGAAAAGGUCCGUAUGGCGUUUUUUCCAUUACGUUGCGUCACGCAGUGGAAAAAUACAUUUGUAGGGUUUAAAUAACGAUGAUGUUACCAUGACCAAAAAGAAGGAUGCUACAUGAAUCUCUGAACUGAUACGUUUAUUUAACGGUGGUAAAACUGGUGCUUAAUUUUAAAGGUGUUUUUAUUUUACAGUUCAUUAACGAUGGAAAGCCACCAUUUACAAAGUAAUAAUUGGUUAAUGUAAUGAAGAAGAUUGUGACGAAUCUUCGUGUGGGCAUAUGCGUGUAAAGCGACACUUGAAAUUAAACCCUUUAUAAAAUUAACUUUCAAAAAUGUACCUUAUUUGUCUUAAUAUGUAUAAACGUCGCAUGAUGCGUUAAUAAUUUUUGCUUUUAUUGUGAAAUAUACUGCCGGAAACCAUCGUAACCGUUACGGCUAGUUUGACGUCUUCACUCAUUAGCAUCUUGACUGUACUGGCGCGAGAUCCGCUCGCGGUGAAGGGACGCAGGUCGGUGUCGAAAUCCUACACUCACGGCUCCGUUUUAUCCUUCUGCCGGGACCAGCUGCUCCUCUUAAUUUGAUGUUUUUUCACACGAUAGACUGAGUCAACUUCUCAGGUAAUUUAAAUUGUGUCUCAGGAUGCAAAACUGUUAAUUAAUAGUAACGAUAAUCUCGACGAUACAAUUAAAAAUCAGCGCUCCAUUUAGAUCUAAUUAGGACAUGACUGAACGGGCGAAGAUGGAAGACGUGAUACACUGGCCUGUUUAUCUCCAUGGUGACACCGCGCGUGCAUGGCCAUGAUGUUAAGGUGUUAUAUAGGUGGUGAAAGCAAACCAGAUUCACAUGUUUUACUCACUGGUUGUGAUAUUGAAAUGAAGAGUGAGUUUUCCCUUCAAGGGCAUAAUCAGAUACGAAUGUUCUUUAAAGCACUGUAUCAUCUCAAGAGUGAGAGCGCUUUAAUUCAUCUUUGCAAGAAAACUAACUGGUGGGAGCUCUGUUUGUUCUCAAAACGCAUGAAACUUGUGUUUAUAAGGUCAGAGUUAUUACACAACUCCUUCUUUUGUGUUCAUCUCAACAACUUGUAACAUUAUAUGUCAAAAUAUUCAGCAUGAAACCUCAAAAAUAAUUGUAAAGCUUGGUCUGGUCAAGUGUCUCCUCUCCAUCUUGAACAUCUACUCCUAAAGUGUCACCUCGGUUUUCUUUUGUAUUAACAAAACAAUGUGUAUUAGCUCCAGAAGUUAAUAUGGUCAUUCAAAGGAAAAAAAAGCUGGCUCAUGUUUUGUGUUGUAGCUCUUUCCACUUCCCACUGGAAGUGCACCCCCCACCCACCCACCCACUUUAAUAGACCAUUAAGAGGCAACCAGGAUGGUUAAGCUGUCAGCUGGGCCUGAUUGAUUCGGUUAGACCACAGAUGAGACCGAUCUGUGCUCAAGAUUCCUCUGGAGCUCUGGGCUGAAAGUCUCCCCUCCCAGCCCCAGGCAAGAGAGCAUUGGUGGAUGUCCCUGAGUUCAGGCAGGGGAUGCUGAGUGCAAAGAGAGAAGAGAUAUCACAAACAGUAACCCUGGUUGUUGUGAAGAUGCAACGUGGUGAGUUAUGGCACAUUCCUUUCAGGUGCAGUCCUCAACCAGGUGGUGGGACACUGACGGAGAAAAGUUUAGCAAAGGCGAGGAGUGUUUUGGACUUCUUGUAAAAAAAAAAAAAUAGGCCACUGGUCCCUGCGGUAAGCUACGCUUUUCUGGGGCAGGCUCUGUGAUGACGCCUACCUGGCCCGGUUUGGGAACAGACACCAUGGUCCAUCCUUUUUGGAGAUGGGUGCAGAAACUGUCCUGUUCGGAUACACUCUACUGAGAGGACCAAACUGAGAUACCUUGGGUCUGACUCUUCUUUCUGAACAGUUGGCAGUCUUUUCAGUUGACUUUUUCUGGAGCAAAACUGUAAGUACGCUUCAGCUAACACCCCCACCCCCCUCCCGACUCAGGACCUCCUGCUUAGAUCUGUUAAAUCAGUUAUUCAGUAAGUACUUAUUAGAAAGUCUGUUUUCUUCUGUGUUGGCGAUUUCUUUUCUCUCUCUAAUUUGGCUUCUUUUUGUUCCCAAAACCCAAGUGAGAAGUGCAAUGCUAUUUAAAGAUGGCAUCACUCAGCCAGCUGCGGCUGUUUCUGCUCCCAUCGUAAUUGAAUCAGCACUAGUAGAGUGCGCCAGCGUGAGAGCGUCUGUGCUCCACACAAGAUUAUACAGUGGAGUCUAGGCAUUCAGUAACUUCCACUUUCUCAUACCUGAUUGGUGGCUCCUAUUCUUGGUGAAUGUGUUAGUGGGACGGAAGUGGGAAGUGGACCGCGUCCCUGCUUGUAUCCAAGGAGUGGAUGUGGGUUUGUAAUGGGCAGUUUUAAACAAGGUGAUUCAUCCUGAAGAUAUAGAGUUUCAGACAAGACUACGGCACAAAGAGUGAUAGAUGAGGUGGGCAUGCAACUUUUUGACUCAUCCGGUCAGAAAGAUAAAUCUUCAGUUGAUUAUCUGUGCCUCUAGUUUCUUUCGAGUGUCAUGUCCCUUUUAUCUGUUUGUACAACAUCGUGAGGCAACUUCAACAGCUGUCAGAAGCUAUAGAGAAAAUGUCCGUCACAACAAUAAGUUUUUGACAGACCCAUUACCUUUGAAAUGACAUGUCCCGUAUGGCAGGGAGAGGGUUAAGAACUCAAAAGGGAACUAGGCCAUCAACAUCCUUUUUUUAUGGGCACAUUCAGAGACUGGGAGUGUGUGAGUGUGACUGAAAAAGCAACAUUUGAAGGUGGAAUGUAUCGUCUAAGGCCUGUGGAUCAUUUGUGCUGUGCUUAACAUGCAGUUUAUUCAAGUGCACACACAACAUAUAAGGCUGUGGUGUUGGAAAAAUUCUCUGUUUGUAGCUCUACCCCUCCACUGUCUCAAAUCCGCGCUCACUUUCAGACACCAAAGAUAUUUUCUCCUUCCCAGGAUAGAGAGAAACGCUCACCACUCAGCUCGAUUAUUUUGAGUCAUCUAGCCAAGGCUGUGGCGCUGGGCGGGAGUGUAAAAAAAUUCAUCGCCAACCGCGGAUACAUCUGCCUCCUCUCAGCAGUGUGAGGGUUCUCCUCCACUUUGUUUGUGUGACUCCCAAAACUGUAAUAGUAAAAGCCCACUCCAGGUGGUUGAAGGCAAAAUGAAUGGCCUGUUCGUUGUACAUCUGAAUGCUCUAACUCAGGCUUCUUCUUUUCAUAGGGAAGUUUAACCUAGCCUGUAAAUUUUACCGGGAAGAGGAACAAAAAAGGCCAAAAUACAGAAUUGAAUUCUAACUGUAUCUGAUUUGUUUACCACAACACUUAGGUACACCUUGUGCCCUGACCGUUGUACGAACUAAGCUUCACGGAAGAACACAGAUUGGUAACCUUUUAUCAAGAGCCAGACAAAACAUGUUCGCUAAGCUGAUAUGAAUGAGUCAACAUAGGUCCAACACAGGUAUUCCUCAUUAAAUUUUGGUAAAGGUUGGUUAUCUACCACAGCAACCUCUGUCCUAAAGCCAAACUUUAAUCCUCACUGGCCACCUGGUCUAACAGUUAGAGCCGCUCGAUCAUGUCAAAAAUUGAAAUCAUGAUAAAUUUUAUUUGAUCCUGUAAGUGGAAAAAAAUAUUCUUUCCUUGUUUACGAAGGAACUGUCUGUCUAACUGGACAAUAUUAAUUUUAAAAAGCAAAUGCUCUAUGACAGUGUUUAAAGGGUCCAUGCAUCAAUUCUUAACUUCACUAAGAGUUUUGACUUCAUUUUGAUGAUGAGGAUGCUCUCCAAACUAUUCAGCCUUUUCAAACCUGCGUCUUUAUAACAUCACCAAUUAGGUUAUGUUUUAUCGUUAUAUGGAGGGCGCUUGUUCAUACUCAUGAUCUCUACAGCCACUCUGCCGUCAUGCGUACGCUGUUCCUUAGCUUUUACGGACACACACACACACACACACACACACACACACACACACACACACACACACACACACACACACACACACACACACACACACAGACGCAUAUGCAGACUUCUGCCUCCUCUCACUCCUCCCUGCUCUCCUCUCUCCGUCUGUGGCUGCAGGAUAGUUUGUACUGCUGCGGCGGGUGGCUGUCUGACAUAAGUCGGGUCCUGCUCAAGGUUCCUGCCCGCUAAAGUGAAGUUUUUCCUCGCCACAGUCACUCGUGUUGGAUGGGAUGGGUCAAAUCUUUCCCAUUUUAAGGUUCGGUCUUUGUAAAACAUCAAACAAUGAACGUAGUCUACACCUGCUCUUUUGGAAAGCAUCUCGGGUACAGACUGUUAUGAUUUGGCAAUAUAUAAACAAAAAUUAAUACAUGAUUGGUUGAUUACCUCCGCCAAGGAGGUUAUGUUUUCGGUAGCGUUGGUUGGUUUGUCUGUUAGCAACUUUAUGGAGAAAGUAACAGACGGAUUGACCUGAAAUUUUCACCAGAGGUGCGCCUCAGCCCCAGGAGGAUCCCAUUAAAUUUUGGUGGUGAUCCGGACAAAAUUCUGGAUACUGUGAUCCAGAACACACAAAAAUAAGGGUGUCGUUGGAAUUUUCAAUGCUGAAAGAUAACCAAUGGGUGGCACAGUGGUGUAGUGGUUAGCACUGUCGCCUCACAACCAGAAGGUCCUGGGUUUGAAUCCUGGUCAAGGCAUUUCUUGUUUAAGGGGGGACAUGAGCUGCUUGGCGGAGGUCUGCGCUCUCCGAGUGCUUUUCUAGUUGUAGUAUACAAUACGUUGAAGAUACAGAAUCAAAUCGGUCACUUCCUCAUGCUCUCAAACUGAACUCAGUUGGACCUUCAGUAAGGUUACUCACUCAUGAAAUUCAUCUGGAGCAUUUGUGAGAAAUUGAAUGCAUUUUUUUGGUCUGGUUUAAAGUUGAAGUUUGGGUUGUAUGCAAUUCAACCUCAGUAAUCACAAAAGCCAGAUUUUUUCUCUCCUAUCAUUUGCAUUUUGGUUUUGUGUGCAAGUCGGCUGUCUGGACAAAGCCUUUGCAAUUGGCCCUAAAGAUGUGGUUUUCAUAGUUCUUGGGCUGUUUUCUCUGCAGCUGAGGAAUAACAGAACAAUCAAAUCUUCACAUUGAGGUUGGAAUUAUCAUCAAAUAUUUUGCAAGUUUGCUUGAAGACAUAUCAUUUGUGAAAUUAUUAAUCACUCAUUACAAGCAUUUUCCUACAACAAAUAAUAGAUCACUGUUAUUUCUCUUAAGUCCCUCAAAUUAAUAAUCCAUAACCGUUUUUACUGUGUUUGCUGUGUGAGAUUAACUAACUUUAGGCAAAGAAAAAAAGUCAUUACUAAAUUGUUCUCCUCAUGUACUUGGUGGGAUCAUAGAGAGGUUGUAAAGUGGUUCACCUGGCCCAGAAGAGUGUUUAAUUACAUGACUGAAGUGUUGCUAUGAGAGCAUUUCAACUCUUUACUCGUGAGUCGCUUGAACACUGCCCAUUUGGAACAAAAGGUCUGACUGUAUGCCAGGGAACUGUUCUCCCACAAAACUUCAACAGCAUUGUAGACACCACAAGCUUAUUCACACCUCAGUUGUCAAAGUUUGGGCAUCACUGCCUGAUUUUAGAUGGCCAAAGCAGUGUUCCAAUCAAGUCCAUGAGGUUCAAGUUUUAGCAGACUGAGUGUUCAAAGAUGUCCUUUCACAUUUCUCUUUUUUUCUGUGGGCGUUAAACUUUGUUUCCUGUGUCUGUUUAUCCACUCUUGCAUAAAUACAUCUCUUUGGUCUAUCUUUUAUACUUAACAACACCAAUAAAAAGAAGAAGCAAACAUUUUUGUUCUCGAGGUUAAUGUUGACCAUCUGGAUGCUUAAGGCUCCUUAUAUUAGAUAUAAGGUUAUGAGCUCUCAGGCCUAUUCUGGUCAACAAAUUUUUGUACUGAUGAAACAUGCAUCAUCACUGCUGUACUGUACUUUCUUUUCAUGACUAAUUCUGAUGUAAUCCUUUAUGUUUUUUUAAUUAGAGGGCUUAAGAUGGGUGAAGCGGCCGCCUUUUUCAUGCUGGAGACCUGAAAUCUACUGCUCUGCUGCUGCUUGGGACCUCUACCACCUCCACCCCACCCAUGACUUUCUACAGUGUAUGUCUCUACUUUUUCAUAUUCACACGUAUUUACUAUUAACCAUGCCAUUUAUCAAGAUUAACGUGUCAACUUUAAAUUCAAACAGGAUUUCGAAUUAGAUGCUAAUUUGCUGUAAAAUUUGAAGUGGGAAAUGUUAAGUAAAGACUAGACGAUCCAAUAUUGAUAUAUUGGUCCAAAAUCAGCAAAAAAAAACAAGUAUCGGCUUAUCUCGGCCUGCAUCUAAAAUCUCCAAUACCAGCACUCCGAUACAUGCAGUCCAGGGUUUCCCCUACAUGCUAUUGAUCGUGGCGCACUGCUAAAUGAAAGCGGCCUUAAAAUGAGGUGUUUUCUUACAUGGCUCUACCUUGAACCAAUAUGUAUCCAAACGUAUCCAAACGUGUGGCGCACCACAGAGCAUGCGCGCCGAGUAUUAGCAUAAGUGAGUUAUUGUCGGCCAUUACAGCAGAUUACUAAGGUACUAACAAAGGAGCAAGGAGUAGACUGUGUUGCAGAAUUUUUUGUUUAAGUCCGAAAAAGACUUUGCAGCUGAGUGCACUUGUCAUGCACAAUUUUGUGCCAAUAUCCGAUCAAUAUCUGUAUCGGCCAAUACUGAAGGUUUUAAUAUUGGUAUCAUAUCGGAAGUAUAAAGUUUUAUCGGGACACCCCUAGUAAAGAGACGUUCCUCUCAGUUUUACAAUAUUGGCCUUUUAUCAGCUCAUAUUACUGUAUCUCAUAAUACAAUAUGAUAGAAAUGGAUGCUGAAGUCUAAACAUCUCUAAACUCAGUGAGUAAUUUGAUGUCUAAUGUUUGAUUUUAAAUUUGGCUUCAGAUUAUUGGGUUUAUUUUCCCCCAGAUAACUGACUUAGAUGCUUCAGAUACUCUCAACAUUAAAAGAUUAAUUAUGGCUUCAAGGGAAUUCAGUGAAAACAUUUAAGUCUAAAUAUUCAAUGAAUCUUGAACCACAGUGUUGAUAUUUCUCACUGCAUCAGUUGCCAAAAAGAGGUUUCAGGGUUAAAACCAAAAUGCUGCUUCUUCUACGCUGGUUUACCUCUUUGUGUUUCUCAUCUCACAGCUUAAAGUGGUGUUGACGCUAAAAACUGUUGUUUUUCAGAACCCGCUGACCAGUGUGCCUCAAACUCUGUAAUGGAAAAUCGUGGUGAGUACCAUACUGCCUGCUGUGGUUUUGUUAAAUGCAGUGUUAAUGCUGUUGAAAGAGCUGUAGAUCCACUCAUCCACUGUGUUUAUGGAGGCCUGUCUAGUCUUCUGUGCGUUUUAUGAGCCACUUAGGAACCAAGCCAUACAUCUUCUGUCCUCAAAGCUCGGUCAUGCACUGUUUAUCUGGGAGGAAUAUGUGUUUGCAGAUCUGUUGUGUCAUUUUUACCUUUCUUGUCCAUAUUUGACUUGGAGAUGAAAUGUCUGCUGGGCAGGAGAAGGAAGUGUGACCUCGAUUAAGUGUAGUGAUUUUCUUUUUCAGUCACUCUCAACUCAAGUUUCCUAGUUAAUAAGUUCCUUUUUGUAAAACCAUUUAGCCUAGAAACAUAGGACUUCCUGAGGCCACUUCACAAUAAAAGCCAUUCGUCAGCAACAUGUUAGACUGAAUUAAAAUGUAAAAAAUAGAGCUAUCGAAGGAUUCAUUUCUUUAAUCCUACAUAAUCACAAUUUCCAAAGUUAACCCACGAUAAAUCACAAAUCAGUCACUCAUUUUUAUCUGUUGUGAAUAUACUGUCAAGUGUUUUUAACUCCUAGCAACAUAGGCAUGGGCGUGCCUGCUUUAUGCAAACAUAUGGUUAUCGUUGCAACAAUCCAAAACACUGACAGACACUAUUCAGAAAAUCCCCGGAAUAACCUCAAAGGUACUAAAUACUUAAAUGUGACUUUGUAGUGUCCAACUGUACACUUCUAAAGGUUAACAAGGCACCCUCAGUUUUUCAAGCAGCUCAUCACAACACAAACAGACCUUAUGCACUAGCACACACAUUGUACAGCAAGUGCAUUGGUGGGUUGCAUUUUCCUUCCCCCAAAGAUCAUUCUCUGGAUCCUUGUGAUUGCAUCUUAGCUCCACAGGGGAAAAUAUACUGUAGGCCAUUUUGGAUAGUUUGCAAUGGAGACUCCUGCACAACUUUUGCAAGGGGAAGGAGGGCUCUCUGUAUCACCUGCGUGCUUGGCCAGCAAGUGGUGUUAGGAACAUACUUCAGCGGUUACUCAGUUCACAUUAACAGGAAAUGCAAAUAACUCCAGUCUUGUUGACAGAAGCAUCCAGCAGGGCUCUGAAGCUGGGCCUGUCAUUUAAAAGACCUGUUUCUUUAGCCAUUCCUGUUUAAGGAGUUCUGUUUUUGCUUCUCUUGAACAACUUCUAUAUCACUAUUUAGCUGUUAGCAAAAAGCCCAGGACAGCAGGUUAACAUCGAAGAGUUACAGACAACAGGGUGGAUAUUUCCACAUGGUCUAUUUUAGCGCCCAACCGAUUUAUUGGCGAGCCGAUUAAAUCGGCCAAUUGUAGCCCGUUUGAGACUAAUCGGUAAUCGGCCAAAACUUGCCGAUUGUUGCCUAUAUUUUCAGAAAUAAAAUGCGGAGAAUAAGAUUUGAUUUCACUUCGAAAAUGUUCCACCAUUUGAAAAGAUCCCCCACUUAUCCUGUAGAUGGCGCAGCAACCUCAUGACAAUCUUCAUCCACUGACUACCUCACAGCACAGCAGAGUGACGGAUCUGAAUUAGUCAGCUCAGAGACACACGGAGGAGAGUGGUCUGCCUCAACAGUAAAUAAACCAGUUUGUGAAAUAAUACACAAUAAGUCAACAAGUUUCAGUUCAACCCACUUCAUGAUGUUCCCCGUGGUGCUGGUCUCGGUCACGCCGAGUUAACGGUGAAGCACCAUGUACUAUGCGAGCUAAAGUUAGAGUUAGCCACCUGCUAUUAGCCUUGCUACACUGUUAGCCAUGUCAGUAACGGUAGAUUAAACAACAGUACACAUUACAUGAUCGAGCUACUUCUCUUACUGAGGCAGCUGCAUGUCUCCAGAACGUGAGUUAAAUCGCUGAGGCACCGAUUGGCGCGGGGGGGUUGAAAACGCUUUUCUGGUCUGAGUUUGAUUCAUGAUAAAUAUGUGGAAUAUUACUGAGGUUAAUGUUACUGAGAAGUGUUUGAAAGGCUCAGAAGCAGCCAUUUGUUAAAAAAUUAGUAAAUACGUUGAUAUAUUACUUAAAUUAACAAAAUUUUGAAACUUCAUUAAAAAAUUAAACAAUCGGCUGAUUAAUCAGUAAUCGAAUUUUUUCCUCCCUAAUAAUCGGUAUCGGCAUCGGCCCCUAGAAAUCCAUAUCGGUCGGGCCCUAGUCUGUUCUGCAGAAUGUAUUACUGACCAUCAAAUUCCAGGUCUCCACCGUGUAAAACUCACAAAUCACACAUGACAGUUAGAAUUCAGGCACAACCUGCACUGUCUCGUCAUUGAUGAGAGUUCUCCCUUUGUUUGAGCAUAACAACAUUAAGACUUACAAGAACUAAGCAGAAAGACACCUCCUGUGGCACUAUUUGGUACUGCAGUCAUAUCACAUCUUACAGACCUUGCUACAGCAGGCCGCUGUUACAAAGACUGUAUACAUCUGUAAAAAUUAGAACAGCAUUUUGUGGGAUUUGCUUAAAUGUGUUAUUAAGAUGUGAAUUCUGACAGACCCAGAAGAAAAACAAUUGUUGUCUUGUAGUUUUCAAACUAUCCCUUUUCAGCUCGAGGACUCUUCCUGCGUUAACCUUGGCGCCCCCUGUGGACAAAGCUGUCAUUGUCUCCCUUGUCUUUUACAUGGUCAAGUAGUGUCUUUGUACAAGAAUUCUCGUCCUUCUGAAGUUUGACAGUUAAAGAUGUAUUUGUGUUUAUUGUGAAUAUUUGUAAAAAUGAUAAAAACAUAGCUGUUCUUUUUGGCUGGUCAUACUGGUUUCAGGGAUUAAGAAUUAAUUGAAAAAAAAAAAUUGUUAAAAAAAAACAGAAACGUUAUAUAUUUUUAUCAAUCUUAUCGCUGAUGGUCUUGCUUUUUUUGUUUAUCUUAAAAAGGCAUCAAUAUAAACACAAGAGCCAUAACUUUCGUUGAAGGGUAAUGCUUCCUAGUCACCAGAGGGCAGCCAGGAGUCAUUUUGGCAGCGGUUACAGGUGUUUAAAGUUCAGUGAUUAUUGUAUCAAUGAUGCUGCUGGGUGAGGAAACAGUUUUUGACUGUGCUCUGAUUUACGAUUAUGGUUGUAUUUUGUGGUUCAUGUUUAUUGUUGUCAACAUCUGUUUCAUAGAAGGGAUGAACUAUAAAACGAAAUUGCGAAAAUAAAAUAACACGCAUCUUAGAGAUAAAAAGACAGGGCUUCAUUAUUUUUUGAGUACAUGUCCAAACAAUAGGCCCAUUAAUGGCCAGUAGUGGCUUUAGUAUAGAACUUGUCACUAAGAUAUAUCUCAAUGUGUUUCAUAAAUAUUGAAAAACUCCUCACAGGAGUCUGGUCCUCAUAUGGGCUAAGCUAACCAGCUGUGUUAAGCUAGCUGUUUUUCCGUCUGGUACUAAGCUAACUAACUUUUUAACUCCUUUUUGUCACUGUUACGACAUGAAAGAAGUUCUGAUCUCAGCAAGAAAGCCAUCUGUGGUGUGCUGCGAGACAGCAAACAAACAUUUGGAAAAAAAUUCUGCUGUAAAUGACCAUUUUUACCCUUCAGCCACUCAAAUAUUUAUAUCAAUCAGCUGUUUGAAACUAGACUCUCCUGAGACUCAUGUUCAGUCAUGAAUGAGACUGGAGCAGUGAUACACAGCGUUGUAGCACCUUCCACUCGGCCUGCUCUGUACUUGUUCACUUCAAACAGGGCCUUGUGUGUACACUUAUGUGUGUACCUGCCCCCAUCUGCUUGCCUGCUGAAGGGGCCUGGCCCAGUCUGUUAUCCAGGUCAGGCCAACAGGUUCUGGGCUCGUGCAGAUUGGCUCAGCUCUCUCUGGAAACGGGCCCGUUGUGGAGUCUUUAUGUGGAGCACAGCGAGAGAAAAGGAACGCAGCCGAACACACUAGCUCUCCAUCUUUAGAAACAAGUGGAGAUGCAGCCAAACAUUCAAAAAGCUCUGAUCUACUGGGCGUAAUGACACAGGUCAAUGCUCUGGAUUUCUCUGUAGAGCAGUUGGACAGAGUUAUCUGAAGACAGACAAACCUCAAAAGGAAUCAAAGCGCCAAUUCACCAGUCCAGCUCUGACUCACUUGUUUAUCUAGUUAAAGAAACAACUCUCGUUUUCUCUCCUGCACUGCAAUUCAUGCACCGAACAGGGCAGCUCAUCCGUGCUAGCAUGUUUCAAAGCCUUGCUAAUGCCUUCAGCAGUGUUAAGAGACCUGAAGAUGUGCAUAUUAUUGUGUCUGGGGAGGCAUUAAGAGAGGUGAGCAAAAGAACAAACACUCUGUCAGCUCUUAAUGGCCAAAGUGUUAUAUUUGUGUGCAUACAGGCUAUGAGAACAGCAGCAUAUGUCUGAGUAACACCUCUUCCUGUAUGUCACUCAGACCUGUGAUCCCUCUUGCCUCAGUUAGUCGAGUGUUAAACAGCUGUUAAUCCGCUAAGGAUCUUGUCUAUUGUUGAUGUAUAAGUGCUACAAAAUUGACCCUCACACAGCUACUAUUUAUCUUGUGUAACAUUGUCAUGACUAAAGGUGUUGAUAGAGUCCUCCGCCAUUUCUCUGCACCCCAUUUUCUACUGUAAAACUAAACUUUGGUGUUUGUUUGCCGAGCUGGGUGCAGUAAACCUAUCCAGGCUUAUCCAGAGACUGCUUGUAUCUCUGUCUUCUGUUCUUGAUAUUUUUUUUUGUUGUGUGGAAGGCAAGAAAAUACUGAUACAAGUGAGUGCAGCAGGUUAUUACGCUGGCAUGCAAUGUGAUCUGAGCUCUGAGGUUUUAAAUUUGUCUCCUGCUUCAAUGUUUUGAUUGUUGUGUGCAGCCUGUUUCAGACUGUUUAGAUCGAACACUUCAUUGUUCUCUCAAAAACCACGGCGCCACAAAGCAUACAUUUCAUAGCACAUACAUUGUUGGAUGCAUACAUCACUCUGCGUACUGCCGCACACACAUCAAAUUAAAAACAUAACUCGUCCUCCUCCCAGGAAUGGUAGGCAUCUUUGAGUGAAUGCUGACCUGUGCUGUGAGCCAAGGAGGGAGGGUCAGCAAGCAAGAGGGAGAGGGAGAGGGAGAGGGAGUCCAGCUCCUGGAGGGAGGGAGCGUCUUAAGGAGAUUGGGAGAGGGAGAAACAAGGGAAGGACUGAGCUUUAAUGCGUAGAGGAAGAGUUGAUGAAAGAAACACAGAAGAAGAAAAGACACAUAAGGACCGGGGAGUGCGUUGAAGAAGAAGAAGGGUGGCAGGUGCAACGGCUGAUCCGACCGCCGUGAAGCACACAUUCCUGGUUGCAGGACAGGUAGAGGCCCCUCGGGGGCUGGAUCAUGGGACAGAUCCUUCGUGUGGAAUCCCAAGCUCAGGACCCACAACAACAGCAACAACAAGAACAACACAAUGGCGGUGAGUUUCUAGACUCACUCAUGCACUCUCUGUAUACUUGAUACAGUUGUGCAUUCCUCACCGGCAACAGACCGAGCACGAUUAGUCGACUAUUUUUCCAUUUUUUUCAGAAGAUCAAAACAACCAGGAGAUAUGAGCAUUUCAGACUGUAUGUGCUGCUCUAUGAACGCAGCACUGUGCCCCCCCCCACUUUACUGUUAGCUCACAAAGAAUGUUGAAUCAUUGGGAUCACGUGGAUGAAUCUCAGCUACAUGUUCACACACUCAUGCCUCUGUUUCAUAUUAACUUUGUAUGUUGGAGUAACUACCUCAGCCAAGUAGAUGUUUAAAAACAUUUGAGUGAUUGAAGAUCAAAAGUUUGUUGGACUUGGGGAAGUUGAACAGAGUCAGUCAUUUAAAGACUGAAAGACUGCUGUUUUAAAGGAGCGCUCUCUGUCGUGGUGUUGAUUUGGUGUGCCAUAACUACGCUUUUGUCAGAAUGGUUAGCACAAAACACUUUCCACUAAUGCAAGUUUUCGUAAUUAUAAAGUCUUUUUCUGUUGCCAGUUCACUGGAUUAGGAUUUAUAAACUGGCCUGGCAAGGGUAAGGUUUGUAAUGAGGUUGGAGGUAUUUCCAAACCACUGCACAUAAGUGAUCCAGUCAGCUGGGUCCUUAAAAACAACAAUCUCCUUUAACCACAUGUUCACCUGACCGGGCCUGCCAUGACUCAUUGAAUCAUGAGGUUAGUGGGAAAUCUGGCCCCUGUGGGACAGGCCUGUAAGAGGGUGUGUGAGGGUACGUCAACAGGACACACACACAUAAAGCCCCCCCAAUGUUUCCUGACUGGUAUGCGUUAUCUCUGUGUAGCCCCUGAUUACAGCAGGGUUCUGGUUUUGUUCAGACUAACAGGAUGUUGGUAUUGAUCUGGAAAUUCAGUCAGAUUUAUAAAUUUCACUCGUUAGUGACAAUUCUGUCUCUUGGCCCUGCAGCUCAGUACUUCCAUGGUACAGUGCAGUCUGUUUAGAGUGUGAGGGGAAGAGGUUGUCUUUGUUCUAGGUCACAGAAUCAGGGUGGAGUGUCGUUUCCUCCCUGUGUUUCCAGGCUGCCCCCCCCCGCUCCAUAACUCAUGUACUUUUUCUCUCUUUGUCGUCCUCUUUUCCCCUUUACUCCCGUUCCCAGACCCUCAGUCACACUCAGCUGUGGUGCCACCGCAUAUCGGACAUCUGAAACAGUAACACAGUAUUAGAGACUUGUGUUUCAGUGCUCACGAAGAAUAACUUUGAGGGGACCCAGCUCUCUUGAAUGAUAUAUUCAUGUUGGAUGUACUGUGCUGUUUGUAAUUUCUUCGGAUUUUGGGGCUGUUGGAUUGCCACCUUUUGAAACCAGGCAUCUCUGGCUAAUGUACAAGCCUUCGAAGGAUCUGUGCCGUCAUCUUGUUCAAAUAGAUGCCUGCUGUAUGGGCUGAGCCCUGUGCUAUCAUCAUCUCUGCAGUGCUCUGGAGUGUGCGGGCCUGGCACAGGCAGCUCUUAUCCUGCUUCACUGGCUUCAGCUGAGCCACUGUGUCAGCGGCUGCUGUGACAGAGCAGUCUGUCGUGUGAGAACCUCAGUUCUGGUUCACAGGGAAGCUGCCUGGAGCAACUCUUAAUCUGGAUGUUAUGGCAGCUGGUUUGAAUCCUCAGAUUUCUACUUUGGCAAGAUAAGCUGGAUUUUUAUGGUGUGGACAUGUUGCUUGAACCUGGACCCUCUCUGCUGUAGAUUUGAGCUUUCAAGACUUAUCUGUUGGAAUCAUAAAGGAUUGUUGAUUUUGGCUUUUCUGAAUGCUCCCUGCCUCCCUAUGGCAUGCUGCUUCAAAUCCCAUCACCAUGGAAGCUGGACCCUUAACACGCCUCUCUCAGGUAGAGAAAUGUGUGUUUUUUAAAAAGGCUUUAAAAAAAUCGAACCCUUCAGAAAGUCAUAAAUUCCCAUUUUUGAACCAGACACAAAGUUUGAGUUUAAGAGCAUGAGUUCUGCUCAGGGCUGUUUUGGACGUUUCAGCAAAAGUUGGGCUUUUUGAACACAAUGUGCACUCAGUUCAAAUUUUACCCCACCAGCAGUACUGACUGAGGUAGCAUCAGUUCAAGACUCUGCCCUUCAGCUGCAAAACUGGGUUUGAAUCCUGUGUCAGCAACCGUCCACUAUGCUAAAAUGUCCCUUAGCUAGAAACUGAAACCUUGCCAGCUCCAGGGGCACUGGUCCUCAGCUUACUCUAAAGCCCUGAAAGUUCAUUUCUGUCCAGGAAUUAUAUUAUUGUUAUCAUAAUCAUGCUACUUACUGUAUCGCACUUUCUGCGUGUCACAUCAGAACUGUAGGUAUUGUGUGGGGGCAUAUUGUUGUGGGACUCAAACUGCGAGGCAUUGUUGCUGUCAAAACUUCCUGUUUUUCUCUGAAACGGAAUGUUUCAAAUUGGAGCCCAUUCUUCCUCAACUUUGUAAAUAUUAUGUCUGCAGAAUUCAGCAGCUGCAGUUUAAGAGAGUCAAUGUUUGAAACUCUCUCUGAGCUCAGCACCCAGUCAGGUGACCUGUCAUUCAGGUACACGCUGAAUUUGUUACCCUGAAUGCCACUGAAUGGAGUACUAUAAGCCUUAAUAGAAUCCCACAAUGACAUGUGUUAUUUCCUCCAUGAUUGUUAGCAGUACAUGUGACAGCUGAAAGUUUUUCCUUCCACUGCGCCUCCAUCUAUGCGUGAGCCUGUGCUCUCUAUAGAGGCAUUGAGGGCUGAAAGGCUGAUAAGGCACUACUCUCCAUCCAGCCAAGGAAUGUGAGCACUUGACAGCGAGAAAUCCUGGCCGAACGCCAGCAUCAGACCUCUUCUGUUAACUGUGGAUUUGUGGAGGAGUCCAUGAGCUCUCAGCAUCACCCUGCCAAAGCACACUGAGUCCCCGAGAACCAACAGCUAAAGAUAAUAACGGCUCUAAUGAGCACGGGCCUGUCUUAACAAAGAUCUUCACACAGAGUAUUGAGACCACGGAUGGAUCCAUACUGAGGAGCUUUUAAAAUAUCUACCUUGUUCAAAAUUGUGUAGCAUCGUGCAGAUAUGAAAAAACUAAACAGAUAUUCUCUGUUAUUGUAAACAUUAGCACUGUACAAGAUCUGAGAAUAGUGACACAUAAGGUGUUGCCAGUCCUGGUGCCAGGAGGAAGUACCUGACCAGACCUGGUUUUAGCUUAUUUACUGUGUACUUCAAUGAAUGAGUCUGAAUGAAUGAAUGAAUGAACGGCAUAAUGACUCAGCUUAACUCAGCUCACUGUUAAUUAUCAUUCAUUUAAUGAGCCUGCAUACAACUAAACAAAAUGACAUCAGUGCAGGUAAAUAACUAUCAGGCGGAUAACACAAAAGCAACAAGACAAACAUAACAACACAACACAGGACAAGACUGUCAGGUGGUUUUAUGGUGCAAACAUGCAACCCACAACCACGCCUCUUAGACAAACUCUGAUCUGUUUUCAUGGUUAAAAGAAAGUUAGUGUGGGAGCACCCAGUUUGUAACUCGUGUUCUUGUGAAGUUUUAAGAGGGAUUCAAAAUAGAGUCCUCUAGUUACGAAAAGAAAUAAUGCAAAAAACAUCAAUGUUGGGACUGUCUGUCCACUUAAUUACCUCCGCCAAGGAGGUUAUGUUUUCGGUAGCGUUGGUUUGAUUGUUUGUUUGUCUGUUAGCAACUUUACGGAGAAAGUUACAGACGGAUUGACCUGAAAUUUUCACCAGAGGUGCAUCUCAGCCCCAGGAGGAUCCCAUUAAAUUUUGGUGGUGAUCCAGACAAAAUUCUGGAUGCUGUGAUCCAGAGCACACAAAAAUAAGGGCGUCGUUGGAAUUUUCAGUGCUGAAAGAUAACCAAUGGGCGGCACAGCAGUGUGGAUAGGUGGCACAGUGGUGUAGUGGUUAGCACUGUUGCCUCACAAUCAGAAGGUCCUGGGUUUGAAUCCCGGUCAGGGCGUUUCUUGUUCAAGGGGGGACAUGAGCUGCUUGGCGGAGGUCUGCGCUCUCCGAGUGCUUUUCUAGUUGUUACUAUGAAGAUUAGUUUUGUUAUCGGCGAUUAUUUUACUGCUCUAGAUAUUAUAAAUGUUUAAUGAUAGGCAUGUUAGAACACCUUGAGGCAGCCGUAAUGAACCUGCAAGCUUUUGAAAUAGUUUAAUAUUGGCUUCAUAAAACAAUAAUUUGACUGUAUAAUAUGAGCUUUUUUAAACUGAUAGCUCCCUUUGUCUCCCCUUGUCUAGAGGGGAACAGCCCAAUCUUUCCACAGUUGGAGCGCCUGCAUCAUGGGUUAGGAUAUCCAUGUAAUUCUUGACUUUAUCACUGUUUUUAUUUUAGAUGAUGACGCUGAGCAGCGCCACAGCACAAUGGUGGGAGAGGGGGGCAGUACAGGGGACAGCACCCCAAAGCGCAAGGGCAAGUUCUCGACCCUCGGCAAGAUCUUCAAGCCGUGGAAGUGGCGGAAGAAGAAAAGCAGCGAGAAGUUUAAGGAGACCUCAGAAGGUUUGUAGUGUGAAGAGCAAGUGAACCCCCUCUUUUUCUCACUAGUCAUACUGAAAGUAUUAAGCUUUCAUCAGGAAUUCUCAAUGUAUGCAUUCCUGCUACAAACUGCAAUGGUUCUUAAUACUCUCCUCUAAGGUUUAGUGCAAGCUUUAAACCAAAUAUCCUCAGCUCUUAGCUUGAAGCUUUGCAUGUAGAGCAUGAGAUCACAUGCUAAAUGAACCCAUUUAUACAUGAUUUUUUUCCCCUUUUGGAGCGUUUAAAAAAAAUAAACAACUACUACAACAAUUCCUGUGCAAACUUCUUUUCUGUUUAUUUUUGGCAGAAUUGGAGAGGAAGAUGUCAACGAGGCGUACGCGACAGGAGCUCAUAGAACAGGGAGUGCUGAAAGAGGUCCCGGACAACGGUAAGGAUGUGUCUGCAGUUCAUCUGAUCUCUCUGCACAGCAGCGUCUGUAUCCGACAGCAGAGGCCCCAAGGCCAUCACACCCACACAGGCAGCACAGUGAAGUCAUCAGUACAUUACAGCAGGAACACUGUCCUCCUAACCAGCAGGUGUCAGAGACAUAUUUAAAAAGGCAAAUUUACUUUCACCUUGCUGUGUUUCAAAUAAUAUCUUGCUAAAAUGGCACGCCACUCUCUGGAGCUCGGGGAAAGUGGAACAAAUCGUGCCCUGCAGUGAAAUGGCUCUGAGAGAGAGGUGUGCAAGUGUAGUGCUGGCCCUGAUGUUGCAGCAGCCCAUGUGUACCUGCAAGUGUUCACAUAAACAAGACUGUCCACUGGGAUUAGUUAGAGGCUAUCUUUUACGAAUAAAACGUUGUAUUUAUAAGCGCCUUUCUAUGGCAGGGUGUUAGGGCCACAUUAAGAAAAAAAUUAAGACUUUGAGAUUAAUUUACAAGAAUAAAGUCAUUACUAAUGGGAAUAAAGUCGUAAUAAGGUAAUAUUUAUAAGAAUGAGGUCGUAAUAAAAUCAUUACUUGCAAGAAUGAAGUUGUGUUUACAUUGUUACUUAAGAGAAUGAAGUCGUAGUAAAGUAAUCACUUAAGAGAGGAAAGUCAGAAUUAAGUCCUUAUAUUCUAACCUGUUGUUUAAGAUGACAGGAGUUGAAAUGAGAGCCAUAGAGCAUUUCCUGAAAAUGUACUUCAAUAUAGGUUUCUCAAAGAAGGAUCUUUUGGCACAUCAGCACCACAUUAUCAACAGUAUCAUAAUGAUUCUACUACGACUUUUAUUCUCGUAAGUAAUUACUUGAUUACUACUUUAUUCUUUUAAGUAAUGAUUUUAGUAUGACUUUAUUCUCGUUAGUGAUGACAUUAUUCUCGUAAAUUAACAACUUUAAUCUCAAAGUCUAAUUUUUUUUUUUUUCUAAAUGUUGCCCUAAUACUCCUAAUACUCCGUCAUACCUUUCUGAGCACUCAAGGUCAUAGAAAUAAAAAUAGGAGCAUAAACAGUUUACAAUAGUUACAAUAAAGAUAGCUCUCGUUGUUAAAUAAUCUGUUUUACAUACUUUUGUGUAAAAACAAUCCAGUAUUUAUUACCUCCGCCAAGGAGGUUAUGUUUUCGGUAGCGUUGGUUUGUUUGUUUGUGAGUUUGUUUGUCUUUUAGCAACUUAACGGAGAAAGUAACAGACGGAUUGACCUGAAAUUUUCACCAGAGGUGCGUCUCAGCCCCAGGAGGAUCACAUUACAUUUUGGUGGUGAUUCGGACAAAAUUCUGGAUACUGUGAUCCAGAACACACAAAAAUAAGGGUGUCGUUGGAAUUUUCAAUGCUGAAAGAUAACCAAUGGGCGGCACAGUGGUGUAGUGGUUAGCACUGUCCUGGGUUCGAAUCUACGUCAGGGCAUUUCUUGUUUUAGGAACAUUAUGAACAGUGAACAUACCAGUUUAAACACAAAUAAACAUUAAUAAAAGAAACGUAACAGUAAAAGUUUUGGUGUGAAUCACAGUAUAAGGGGGGACAUGAGCUGCUUGGCGAAGGUCUGCGCGCUCCAAGUGCUUUUCUAGUUUAAUAUGCAAUGAGUCCAAAAAUGAUCAAAAAGUUCUUAAAAAUGUGCUCAAUGCAGCUUCCUGCCUUUUGAAAGAUUCAUCAACUAAUUGUAGGGCUGCAGUAAUCCGAUAUGUCAAUCAAGUAUCCUCUUGAUUAUUAUGGAAAUUAGUAAUCUGAGAAAGCAGUUUUUUAAAAUCUUUUUUACUAUGUACCUUUGCCAUCACUGCUGUAACAACAAAAAUUUCUCUGUGGCAGUAAGAGUACAGUAAACGCUAAUUACCUGUGAGAGCACACAUAUCCCAGCCAUCCCUAACUAUGUCGAUGGCACAGUUUUACCACCCCUGCCAAAAAGUCUGGACAUGCCCCUGCAGAGCAGCACAGAGGAAACAUCUGGGAUCAAGUUUGCCCUAAAAGGCUGCAGGAAAACACUCCCUAUUGAUUGUUAAAGAAUGAGAGGAAACAUAAGCAAACUUCAUCUCUGUCUGAGAAAGACAGUAAAAAGGUGACUCCCGUACUUAGAAGAUGAUUAACAGCCAGCUGAUGCAGAAUACAGGAGUGACACCAAACCGCAGCAUGCAUGCAUGAUUUAAGAGGAGAAUAAUGAGGAAAACAAACGUGUCUUCUCUGUCACUAAAGGAGUAUUUACAGUAUGAUCAUUUUGUUUCCUUGCUGGUAAGUGCUGAUCAUGAGGCAUGUAAGGCUGUUCAUAGUUGUUAUACAGCCAGAGUCACAUGCACAGUGUACAAAAAACAGCGAGUUGUAUAGUCUGGAUUUAAACAAAGGCUUGAGGUAAAUAAUUUGCCCAAAGGCUUUUUUAAAAUGGAGUAACUCGACUUAUUCAAGGGAUCGUUUCAGCCUUAAUGGUUUCAUAACUUAUUUAGAUCAUCCUUGUUCAAGUGGAAAGAGACAAAAAAGACUUAAGUGUUCUUCAAAACCAAACAAAGACACCGUCAGUUCAAAAGACUGAAUAAUUUAGGUUGAAUAAAUAUUUAGUAUGCUCUCACAGUGGUGGUGCUUUAUGAAUCAGAAAACCGCUGUAUCUGAAUCGCAUUUCUACUGUCUACUUUUUCAGAUGCAGACACACCGACCUCAAAGCAGCCCUACGUGAAGAAUGGCCACACUCUGCCAGUGAGCGCUGGAGUAGGUGGAGGUAUAAGUGGUGGCAGGAGCCCCAGCAGCCAGGGCAAACUUCCCUCUGAGUCGGAAUAUAGGAUGAACCUGACUUGGCUUACCCAACCAGAUGAUCGAAGGGGUCGUGCUCCCUCGGACAUAGACCGCCGGAUAGCUCCAGGCUCCAGAGGCACAGGACUGCAUGACGAUGGGUGGAGAGGGGGAGGGGGAGGGUCACGUGCACAUGUUGAGGGUGAGUGGAAACCUAACAUGGUCUGGCAGGGCCAGAAUUAUGGCCAGAUGGAGGACUGCAGACGUGGGGGGAGACUUCACCCAGAGGAUGGGCAGAAGAGGCCAGGGCUGCAGAAGGCCCCAUCAGAGGAUGGCAGAAGGAGUCGACCUGCAGAAGCAGACUGGAAACCAACUUUACCCCGACAUGCAUCCGCUGAGGAGGGAAGGGCCCGCAGAGGUGAGUAAAUCUCCAUUUUUCUCUCCUGAGGUUUGACAUCCUGUAGUCAUGAGACCUCUGUGUUUUCUGUCGCUCUCUCAUUUGGAGUGUCAAAGAAGAAGUGUUCAUUUGACGACAUGACCUUGUUCACACAUGUUGAUGGUAAUCAGCCAUUCUUAAGGCUAUGUCAAAUUUUCAUACCUCCUUGCUGCCACUUCCCUGCCUCUGUGCUGUUCUCCUGAUAUAGACAGGCUGCUGGUGGCUCCCAGGGGCCCUGCUCCAGCUACCAGCUUCUUAUUCAGGAACGUAAGGGAAUAAGUUGUCCUCCCUUCUCCUCUCCUAAUUACUGUGCUGUGAUCACUAUGCCCAUUAUUGCCCUUGGAUGCUAUCACUGUCAACUCAGUGAUAAUUGGUGAAGAGACAAAGCAGAGUAAUUCUGCUGCAAUGUUAGUUGUUGUUGAACAUCCGUGUUGGAUUUUAUUUGACACAUGAACGUCUUCAAUUCUUUUACUGCUCUACUGAACCAAAGAGUGUGAGUAGGGCCAAAGGAAAGUGUUGUGAUUAGGCCUGCACGAUAUAUCGUUUGAACAUCGUCAUUGCGAUGUACGUGUGUGCGAUAGUCACAUCGCAGAGCCUGCGAUGUUGGCGGUGAAUGAACUCAGUUAUUCAAGGGUAGCUGACUGAGAUACACUGCAUGUGACUCUGCAUGUGCUGUGCAGCGAUCCACCAAUCACCUUCGUCCUUUACUCAGUUGCCAAUCAGAUUACCCUGCCAGCUGUCAAUCAAAAUCAGAGAGGAGGAAACCCACCCCUGCACAUGUUCUGCACAUGGAGUUAGUCGCUGGCUGCUGGUGUUGAGCCGAGAAACGCGUGUCCGCUGAGAAUUACUUUCGGAACUUUACUCAUGACUGUUAAGCCCAACAAAUAAGAACUGUAUGGGUUUUAGAAUGUAUAUUUCCGUGGACCACUCUACUAUAAGCGGUGCGAGUUUUGCGAGGUGCAUGCAAUUCUCGGAGGACAUGCGUUUCUCGGCACAACACCAGUAACAACAACAACAACGAUUGCAAACUGAGAAACACUCAGAGAAAACCACAGAAGAUGAAGACUUGUUGCCAAAAAGAAAAGGAAAGUCAGUUAUCUGGAAUUAUUUCGGUAAAAAGAAGGAUGAUGGCGACCAAAAUACGUGUUCUGUGUUCAUCUGUCGCCACAAUAACCCAGCACAAUAAAAGCUAAAAAUAUCUCUGAGACAGACAGAAGCCGUUCUACUAACAUUCACAAAAAGAGGUAAGAUCAGAGCAGGUUAACUGUCCUCAAGAUUUCAGCAGUGCAGCAUAACAUUAAGUGCUAUUCAGGUCAUCUGGUUAAAAUUCCUGUGUUUUUAAUAUCACAAUAUAUAUCACAGGGUUGAAAAAAAUCGCAAUAUUAUUUUUUUCCAAUAUCGUGGAGCCUUAGUCUGCACCUGGUCUGAGUUCCACCUUCGAGCGUUUAGUGCAUGUGAUCUCCGUUCUCAUGACGUUUUCUGGCUUUCUCCAGCUGUCAAAGGACACCCCAUCGGCUGCCACUCCUACUUUUGACCAACAAACUUGCAGAUGAAUUGAGAUUUUCUCUCAUUUUCCCAUAAUGUGUCUCUGCUCAACUGCUUUCUCUGUCCCACAUCACAUUUUCCUUUUUCAUUCUUGCUCUAAAACUGCAUUUCACUCUCCCUCUCCCUCUCCGUCUCCCACUCUCUUUCUAUCUUUAUCACAUCCCCAGCUCACUCUGUUCUACAUUUCACUUCCUCCUUUCCUCCAGAUUAUUUCCUCUUUGGCUGUGUGAUGUCACGGCGAUAAGAGCCCGUCGGUAAAUAAAUAACCCUGGGCUUCAGAGCAGCAAGUUUGAGGAAUGGCGUGGGAGUUGGGAGCAGCAGUGUGGGAGGAUGUUGUGUGGGCAGAAGGAUGUAGGUUUUGGUGGUAAUUGCAGCCGCCUACUCAGUUUAUCUUCACAGCUGAUCCCGAGAUAAUGCAGUUCUCAAACAAGUGCUAUCACAGAGAGUGCUAGGAGUGGUGAGGCAGCAGAAAAUGGCUCGCUGCUCAGUCCCUGAACUGAAACAUUUAUAGCCAUGUGGAGAGGUAUUUCAAAGUGAGAUAUAAUGAGAUCACUAAUUCAAUAAUGAAGAAGAUAAAAGUGCUUCAACAUCUGCCAAGUAGAAUAUUUUGUUAGUCACACAGCUGGAUAUGCGUUUAAAAGCACUUCUGGCAUUUUUGUUCAACGUUUCUCUGAGUCAGUCCUCGUUUCUUUUGCGGUUUUGUUGGGAUGAGCUUAAAUGAUUUGACUUAUUCUCAUGAUACUUUGGUUCCACAGAGCCAGAGAGCCAUUUCAUCUCUGACCCAGAAGCCCUACGGGACACCCUGCGUGAACCUCUGCCGCCUAAACAGUCCGUCAUGCCUCCGAAAUGGCUGAUGACCUCACCCGCUGAGCCAGGAAGCAAAGGUCCGCCUCGCACGCCCUCCAACCACCCCACUAUCCAGUACUCCUCUCCCUCUGCCACCUCCAAACCUGUUCGAUCCGUCUCCUCUGCUGGUGCGUCCACCCAGCAGACUUCAUCCUUAGCCCCGACCUCCACCUCUCAGGGCACCAAGCAGCCCCCUCUGCCUCCACCCAAGCCUGUGAACCGGGGCAACGCCCCCAUGCUGGGUAAGCUCUGCUGCAUAAUGUGUUUGCCUCUGGUAACAGGUGAUGAACGCUGUCAGCGUGAUCAGACGCAGCUCACAUCAGCAGUCACAAAUGUGCAUUAUGAACACUCAGAUGUCUGCUCAGUUAGCGUGUAGUUCUCCCACUGCUGGAAACAAUAUGUACAUUUAUGAGUCAGAGCACAACUGAUGGCAAAGAGAAUUCACACACACACACACACACACACACACAGAUACACACUGCCGUCCUGGUAAUGAUGUUAUGUGAACAGCUUGAGCAGCCUCUCCCCUGCUAAUUCCUUAUUACGCCUGGACUAUUUUAGCUGCAACUUUUCCUCUGCAUUUUACACUCUGGAGUUAAGUGGGACUGCUGUGGUUCUGGAUGCUGCUCUCACAGACACAGUGCAGUGGUUGCUCUUGUUGUUGUUUAUUGUGGGUUUGUCUGAUCUGGGCUCUUGCUGUUAUUCCCACUUGGACAGAACUGUCUACUUUGAUUCAUUUUAAUCUCAUUAGACAUUUGAUGAUUUUUUUUUUUUUCUAUUCACUCUAGGUACGCUCUCCUUUUUUCAUGCAGAGAGUCGUUUCUGUAUGACUGAACCAUUAGCAUUUCAAAAUGUCCUGUUUUUUCUUUACCUUGAGACCCAUGUUGGUUACCUUAAACUAGAGAUGCACCGAUCCGUUUUUUCCGAUCCAAUCCGAUACCUGGCUGAGCGUAUCGGCCGAUGUGCGAUACCGAUCCUAUACUGCUGUUGAAUGAAUGAACUGUAUACCUCGCCCUGUGAGUGAAGGCAUCAGGCUUGACAUUAGCUUUGUUAAGAAAAAGGUUACAAAUUCACACAGAUACAAAUUUACUUAAUAUUAUUUAUUAACAAAUAACAAAUUGCACAUUAGCGCACAGCAAAAAGAAGUAAGACUUCCAUGUAAACAUUUAGUGCAAAAGAAUAGGCAGACGUAGAAUAUAGAGCAAACAGAAUCACUGUGUUGCUGUGUAUGAUAAUAAUUAAAAGAAAAAAAGACUGGAAUCUGUCAUUCAUCAGAUACCCGAUCCAGUUAAUUUGUCAAUAUCGGAGCCGAUCCAAAUAUCUGAUCGGUGCAUCCCUACCUUUAAACAGAACCAAAUGUAGCCAAUUGAUGAACAAGAGCAAUUUUUUUCAAAACUAAGAGCAUGUCUAGCAGAUGUCAAACGGAGACAACAAGAAUCUUCUCUUGUAGUUUUUGACAGUCUAUGGAUAAAGCUUGGACUAACCUGUUAAACUAACCGGUGAGAGAAAUUGGACUCAUGCUGAUAGUCAGUUUCUUGCUCACAGUCAGUUAAAAAUCAAUCAGGCUGAUAUGGUUCAGAGAAAUAUGACGCCACAUUUUAUUCCAGUCAGGUAGGCAGGGUUUGUUACCAUUCAAUAAAGCCACACUAGCUUUUCCAACUGUUGACAAGAACAUCUGUCUGACUUCAGACAAUACUGAAUGAUCUCUUUAAGGGUGGAGAUGAAUAGAGGACAGAAGAUAAGAUAAGAAGAACUUUAUUUGUCCCCGGAGGAAAAUUCAAUUCAAAGGGGUGAUGUUAGAUUUGAUUCGGAUUUAGGUGAACAUCAGCCCCCCCCCCUAAUAGUGAAUAAAAAUAGCAAAACAGUGCUACCUUGUACCUGCUCUGAUUAAACACACCAGCUGAAAGCCUCCAUCUCCUCCCUGUUAGUCUCCGCCCUGCAGGGGGGAGAGAACGCUCAGCUUCCGCUCUACUGGUCCUGCUGGAAGCGAGAAUGUGACUACGAUGUCUACCUGUCCCUACCUGUCUACCUGUGCCGGCGGGCUGGAGGCCUGCGCUCAGGUAAAAGGAUACCUCCUGGUAUCUGUGUGGCCAGGGUGCCAGUGUCUGGAAUGCCUCCUUCCCCCUCCUCCAGCUCUCCAGAGUCUACAUUCUCCAUCAUGUCGCCUCCUUUCUAGCUGCUGACAUAUUUCCCCUAAUGCCUAUAGCUUGCUGACUGGCUGUGUUUGCUUUUCCUUGUUGUAUAUAAGAGCCGCAUGCACUAAGCUGAUAAUAAGUGGUCUGUUUGUAAAUAUAUAAGAAUAAGAGACAGCAAUGAUAGUGAGCUUUAAUGCUGAGCUCUCUUACUUGGCAUAUGAAUAAGGGGGAAGCCCUCAGCAGGAUCCUGCUGUGUCCUGCAAUGAAUCAAGUGAGUUUAUAUCUCCUCAGCCUCUGCACAGUUCUCGGUUGGAUGGAUUAGGGGAUGAAUAAAAGGAUGAAAGGUUCAAGAACCAUGACAUUAGUUGUUUUAGAAGAGAAAAUAUUUUCCAUGUGAGUCGAUGCUCCUGCAUGUCUUCAGGCUGAUAACACUGAUCUGUUUUGAUGCAUAUAUUGCAUAGCUGUGGCUUAACUUGACUUUCGAGCUGUUUUAUAGAACGUUAAGAUUUAUUUGCCGAUACACACGUGCAUGCAAAUGAUUGAAGGGUUUGCAUUCAAGUUUUUUUGUCUUGUUUCAUUUGAAAGAUGCUUUUAACACAGUUUGAGUGCAAGCUAAGUUUUUAUCUCUGUAUAGCAUGUAGGGUGUAUGUCUCUCCUUCCCCUCUUUGACCUGGACCACAUGCUGCUCACUGGUUUAUUAGGGCAAUGUGUGCAUUCAUGUUAACAUGGUCAUGUGAUCGAAUAUACUGUUCACACUGAUGCUUAGCCACUCAUGUAAGCCUGGUUAUUAUGUUUGGUCACAUGUAACCCGUCAUUUUUGGGUACAUUAUUCAACUGUAUUUCCACGAUAGUUGAGAGGCUGUGUAAAAUACGGGAAAACGAGAGUUUGUGAAUCAUUUAAAGCCCUUAUGUAAUUCAAAAUAGUGCAGAGCCAGCACGUUGAAACUGGAAAAUUCUGAAUUUGAUGCCUGCAGCACGUUUAAAGAGUUGGGACAGGGACAUAUUUACCGCUGUGUUUCCUCACUUGUUCAUUUAACAACACUUUGGACAGGAAAUAAACAACAGUAAUGUCUGGCUAGCAUCAUGUUGCUCCAAAAGCUGAAUAUAUAGUUUAGCAUUGAUGCAGUCUUCCUGCAGAGGGACUCGCCCCCCUUUAAAAUGCCCUUUUUUGCUCAUUUCUGUGACCAACUUGUUCAAAUUUAAUGUAAUUGGUUGGAAGAUGUUUUUUAUCAUUCAGCAGUUUUAUGUGAGAGUGUUUUGUGGUCCCUGCUUUAACUGCCUUGAAAUGUGUUGCCGGCAUCAAAUCUAAAAUGAGCAUCGUUUUUUUUUUCAUAAAACAAUAAAAAAAAUUUUGUUUGGAUUUUAUUUUAAAUUGUACAUUUUGAGUGAUUUGCAAACCAUCAAUCUGUUCUUUUUUUCCGGUAUUUUACUUAUAGCAUCUCAAAUCUUAUUAGAAUGAAGUUGUACAUGCAGAACUGCUGCACAGACAUUGAUGUCACAUAGAAAAUGAAACAUUCACUAGGGUUUCGUAUAGGUCAUAUUCAUCACCUGUAAACUUAAUGGUUUUGGUCAUUUUCAGGUGACUUAACUCAAGGAGCAGCAAGUCUUGUGCCAGCCAAGCCGUCUCCACCGAUGCCUCCAAAGAGGACUACUCCCGUCACCAAACGCAACACGGAUGACCCCUCUGUUUCAAGUCAUCCCAUCAACCCCUCACCACUUUCCCUGGAAGACCACAGCAACCUCUCUGUCAGCUUCCAGCUGCCUCCCCCUCCCCCGUCCCCUCCCCUGCCGACGCACAUACCCCCGUCUCCCCCACGCCAACACAUACACACCCACCACCUCCACCAUCAGCACUCCUACCCCCACCCUUUGCCUCAGCCCAUACCCAUGCUGUUUGACCCUCCAAGCCCGACCAAUGAGUCUCCUCAGCGGCCGGCUCCUGUCCCGCUUCAUAUCAUGAUCCAGAGAGCUCUGUCCAGUCCCGGCCCCGCUCAGCCACAUCCAGACGGGUCACAGCGAGCGCACACACUGCUUUUUGAAACACCUCAAGAGUACCAAGGAGAUCGAGGUCGUCCUCUGCCGGUCAGCAUUCAGCCUCUGAAACUGUAAGUUCCUCAUCUGAAAACGAAUGAAAGGCUUGUUGUAAAACAAAGCUUUCAUACCAGCAAUAACAAGGCAGCUUGAAAAGAGGGCAUGUUGCUGAAAUAUGUGAAUGAUUUCACCCAUUCAACUACUGAUUCAUCUUUUUAUGUGUCUAUGAUCAGCCUCCACAGUAACUCAUUUAGCCUUGUACACUUUGUACUCACGGCUGGUGUAAAUCUUCCCAGGUCAAAAGAUUUCAGAUAAAAGCAGAAAGGUGAUGGUUGGAUUUAAAUCCUAGCAAGGCUAACACAUGUUAAUUGAAGUGUGGAUGUAUUUUCAUUUGAUGAAUUUGAAACAUGUCAGUCUUGUUUUGAUUAAAAUGUACCUAAAAGUGAUCUAUGUUGACGAUCAAUCUGUUUAUUUUCCCAAUCUGUUAGAUCUGAGGAUGACUAUUCAGAGGAAGAAGAAGAAGAGGAGGAAGAUGACGAGGAAGAGGACGCAUAUGACGGGGAGAUUCCGCAGCCAGAGCUGGAGCCUCGGAGUCGCAGAUGCUUGGUGGGGGACGCAGGUGUUUGUGUUAUCCCAGGGGGAAACAGCAGUGAGGAGGAGGAGGAAGAUGAGGACGAUGAGGAAAGAGAGCAUGACAUGCACGGGGACGACAGCGACUCAGAGGGUCCUGUGCUUUACAAAGAUGAAGACUCAGAUGAAGAUGAAGAGGACGAGCCCCCUCCAAGUAAGUAUACUCAUAUUUAUGUAAACACAGACGUGGUCUCUUUUUUGUUUGGUUUAUCUUUUUUAAUUUUCGCUCCUUCACACCUGAUCAUAUCCUUUUUUUUUGGCUGUUAUCCAGGUGCUCUGGCCAGCAGGGUCAAGAGGAAGGACACCUUGGCUCUGAAACUGAGUAGCCGUCCCAUGGCCCCAGACAGGGACAGGUUUACCCAGGAGAGGAGCAGCAGGGACGACCAGCCCCCAGGACAGACCGGCCUUACCUGGCAGAGCAGGGAGCAGUGGGAAGCUAUCCGCACACAAAUUGGCACGGCACUCACAAGGUAAAAGCAGCAUUGAACAAAGUACACAGCUUCAUUACUUUGGUCAAAGUCGUACACAUGGAAGAACAUCCUGCUUAUCUUUAUUUUUAGAAAACACUGUUAAAAGUACCUGAACUUCCAUGCCAUGAACUUCCAAAUUUAACAACAAAAGGAACAAACAAAAUCAGCUGGAAAAAAGUCAGCCAGGCUUUACUCAGCGAAUGGCCGUUCUAGUUUCUUUAACAGCCAUUCCAGUAUUUGCCGGUGUUGGUUAACAGGACAAAAACUUAGAUCAACACGACUCAAAAGCUUCACAUGUAGCUCUUAGAUAUGGCUAUGGAUGCCUGUUUAAGCUAUCACUUCUACUAUCAUGUACAGGCACAAAAACACAGUUUAAACAUCCCCAUGCAGAACUACUCAAAUACAAUUUAUUGUCUCCCAGAUCUGAAUGUAAAGAGGAAAUGUCAUCACCUGUCCUCUGAGCAAAAGUAACGAGAAAGUUUAUAGGAGUAUGGCUGGGUCAUACAGCACAGUAUUUGGGUUUCAGAUCUAAUGGAGUAAAAGUGAUGAAUUUUCUCAAAAAUAAAACUCGAAGUACAGGCACUCAAAAAAUUUACUUACGUACCAUACUGACAUUUGGUACUCAAGUGACUUUGUUGCUUCCCACCACUGAAAAACAGAUAUCACUGUGUAUAAGUGCGUAUUCUAAUUCCUCGUACACUCUUUUAACGACAGUCGUCUGUGCAGUUCUUAAAGAAAUCAGAUCUUUUCUUAGAUCCUUGUCCUACUUAAUGCCUGAACGACAAAGUGAUGAAGCUGUGUAAAAAUAGUCCCACUCCCUGUUUUCUUCUCCUUUUUUCCAAUUCAGGCGACUUAGCCAGAGACCCACUGUUGAAGAGCUGGAGCAAAGAAACAUCCUCCAGCGUGAGUAUCAAGUCCCCUUUUCCUUUUCACCAUUGUUAUCACUGAGCUCACUACUGUCUUCAGUGAAGGUAGAUGUUGUUUUUUAAUCUUCAACUAUUUUUUGGGCUAAAAUUAGAAGAGAAUUAGCCUAUAAAUUGUCUAUGAUAUAUUAAUAAUAACAUGUUUUACAUUCUUCAACCAGGCAUUCACAAUAGAUAAUGUGUUAGAGGAGCAUAUUUGCAUGCAUAAAUAUAGCUAGACCUCACACUUACACUAAGACAGUUUGAAUCCUGGAUUACAGCUCAGCUGUCUAAUUUUGGAAACUGCUUUUACUCUACCUUUGGUGAACAUCAAUCGCAGCUUUCAUGCAGCUCCUAAAAAAAGCUGUUUUUUCUCUCCCUUUUUCCAGCCAAAAACCAGGCUGACAGACAAGCAGAGGUCAGGGAGAUUAAGCGGCGGCUGACCCGGAAGGUGAGGCAACACAUCCUUAGCAGACAACCUAGUGUAAAAUGGAGUAUGUGCUGGAUGUUAAGCUGACAUGAAAUCUCUGUUUGUUGUAGCUAAGUCAAAGACCCACAGUUGCAGAACUACAGGCAAGAAAAAUCCUGCGAUUUCACGAAUACGUGGAAGUCACGGAUGCCCAAGACUACGAUCGGAGAGCAGACAAGCCGUGGACUAAGCUGACUCCUGCUGACAAGGUACUCACUCAGUUUGCCAUCUCCAGCGAGCACUCAGCAAACCCAGUGAAUGUACCGAACACACCUCUUCACAUGAUAUUAGCAUCAAAAGUGAUGUUAAGCACAGGGUUUCCAUUAAGUGAAAAUUUAAUAUGCAGCAUCUGUUUCUUAUAGGCGGCUAUCAGGAAAGAGCUCAACGACUAUAAGAGCACUGAAAUGGAGGUUCAUGAAGAGAGCAGAAUCUACACGAGGUAUUUCUGCAUCAGUUUGACACUGACAUUACAGUUCCUCAAAUUUCAGUCUUUGUUGAUCAGGUGACAGUAAGUGUUCAAAGGGUUGACAGUGUGUUUGAGUCAGUACUAUAGCAUUUACAUGUUCAGUCUGUAGGAGCAACAGCUGUCUGUCCAACUUAAUCAAUGAACCCAUCAAUUUUUUAAACAGUGAAAUCUUAAUCUUAUAAUAAUAAAAGCAAACCAGGAUUAGUAGUUUGUUUAAUUUCUGUUUUUUAAAGAGUUUAAUUUUAGUUUAAAGAGUUUUAAAGUUCCAUGAAUGCAUGUAACGCAGAUUUCUGUUCAUGAUGAAUAAUCCUGACCUCCGCGAGCAGCCUUUAAAUGUAUUACUUUUCACUUUACGACUCACUUCUUGACUCCAUUUGAAACACAAACCUGUGUGUUGUGGGUCUCACUGGUUAAACAUACAGCAGUUAAGAUGUCGCCCAGACCAGGCAAUCUCAUGAAAAAUGGCAGCUGACAAACAUAGACCACAAACAGCAUGAAAAACAGUUUGAUUGCAUAUGCCUCACAAGAUAUGUUUUUUCUUUUUAUUAUUCAGGUUUCAUCGGCCUUAGACUCCUCCCUCUCCUCACAAAGUGAAGCACUUAAAAAAUCUGUGAGUCAAAAAGCUGCUCCCUGUGCAGACAGACUUUUAUCUUUCCAGAAUGUAAUUGUACAGAUCAUCAGGGGAAGCCUGAAACUAACUGAAAAAAGAGAAUGCUUCUUGCUUACCCUCCAUCGCCCUCUCGCUACAUUGCUUACACUAAAUUGAGGAGGUGGUGGAUAAGGACCAGAUGCAGUAUUUCUCCCUGCCGACAGGAGGAACCACGUGCCAAUGAAGAGGAGAAGAGGCAGAGAACCUACAGGGCUUACUCUCAGUCUGCUGUUCUGUGGUACCCCUCAGGGACUUGGAUCUAGUUACAACCUUUAAUGCGGCCUCAUUCUGUGUUGCCUUUUUUCUUCUUUACUGUAUAUGGAAAAGCUCAUUCAUCUUGUUAAUGUAACAACAUACAACAAUAAUAGUAAUAAUAAUAAUAAUAAUGAUGAUGACUUAUAAUACUCCACACGGUAAUAAUAGAUAAGAAACAAACAGGGAGAACAGACUGGAGGAUGAAGACUGGGAUAUUCUGCUAUAGGACUGGACAUCUCUGGGAUAUUGUGUAUGUUUUAUAAAACUGUGUACAGACUGCUAUUGUUAUACUUAAGAAUGACAUUUGGGAAGAUCUGAUUACAAAAUAUUCUGUGAUGCACAAGAUAUUUUAUUGUAAUUUUGAUCACAUGAGUAAUGACAGAUUUUAUUUGAGCCUUUUUAUGAUUUGGCUUGCCUAUAUUUAUGGUUGUGAUGUGAGGUGGCCAUUAAAGCAUCAUUUUAGAUUUAUAGGAGCACGACAGUCAGGAGGCUGUUGGUGAGGGUGGUUUUUUUGUGUGUGCCAACAUACCUAAUGCCUAUAGGACUGGAUGAUACUGGUUUUGCAUACCACUAUUUUCUGCAAUUCACUGCAUGAGCCAAUACAGAAUUCCAAAGCCACAGGAUCUGGAUAUUCUCUUAAUUUAUACUUUUUUAUGAGUUUUUGUACUUCCCUUCAAAGAUCAAACAAUACAAUACAACGCAUUCUGUAGCCAUCUAGAAGAAGGUCAAACGUGUUAGUUACAUGCAAGUUUUUGUUGGUGUAGAUCAGGAAAUUGUCCAAAAAAUCUGAAAAUGUAUAAAUGGUGGACAGAGAGUCCUCUUGGCUGGAGUCUUUGGAAACUACAGAAGUGUUUUAUCAUCUAUUGUUGUCUGGCCAGUAGCUUACAGGGUUCUCUCUUUAUGAUGUGUACAGGUUGAUAAAGAUGUAACUGAUGCUUAUGUAUAUCUUGUCUUCCUUUCAUUUAAAAAGAAAAUGUUAAAUAUGAAAUUAAUAUAGGUUGCUAUUUUUUUAAGCACAAAAUAUUAGUUAAUUCAAAUGCUACAAGAAUGGGAAUAUGAAAGUGUACCUUUUCUGUAAAACUAAGCUCAUUUUUAAUUGAAUGUGGAAUUGUAUGGACUGACUUUCCUUUUUAUUUGUAAAUAGUCACAUCUGGAUCUAAUUAAUUAAACUAAUUACAGUUCCUUGAACUCUCAGUGCUAACACUGUGAA